Molecule: messenger RNA, 3481 nt
Organism: Apodemus sylvaticus (European woodmouse)
Lineage: Eukaryota; Metazoa; Chordata; Mammalia; Rodentia; Muridae
Gene: Magee1
Product: MAGE family member E1
Exons: 1
Coding region: 222-2960 (912 amino acids)
Biological process (GO): negative regulation of transcription by RNA polymerase II
Cellular component (GO): nucleus
Source: RefSeq, a predicted model, not a curated record
GGGUGUGAGAGGCGAGCGUUCUGAGACCAGCUUUCACAGUUGGCUAGAACAUUCGUUCUUCCCCACCACCAUUUCUGCUCCUGCGACUUGCUCGGGCCUGGCAGCUGCAGCGUUCCUGCUAUAGCGGCAGUUCCGUGCAGAGGCGCCUACAGACCUCUCCCCUUCGUCGGUGAGAUCGCGGGCCUGUCAGUGUCAGCUUUCACACGCUGGUCGACAGGACCAUGUCGCUGGUAAGCCAGAAUUCGCGCCGCCGCCGCGGUGGAAGGGCCAAUGUGCGCAGAAACAUCGGGAGGGGUUUCCCUGCUGCCGUCCCAGGCCCAGACGUCCCUCGGGAUCUCGGCGAUCCUCAGAUCCUCCAGGGCUUCCGCGCCUCUGAGGGCCCCGGCACUUCCAUGCUGCCCACCCCCCGGGAGGGCCCAAGCACCUCUGUGCCGCCCACCGUCUCCGAGGGGCUGAGCACCUCCGAGCUGCCCACCUCCGGGAGGGAUCCGGGCACCUCCCGGCCUCCUGCGGUCUCUGCUGUGUCAAUCACCGCCUCGGAGGGCCCGAGUACCCCUGUGCCGCCCACUGCUCCUAGGGGCUCAAGGGCCUAUGAGCAUCUCUCUGUCUCAGAAGGGCUGACCUUCUCCGCGCAGCCCCACUCUGAUGAGGGCCUUUACGUGCAGCCCACCCUGGGUGAGGGCCCCGGAACCUCGGUGCCGCCCACCUUCUUCGAGGAAUCCGGCAUUUCCGUGCCGCUGCUCUCUGAUGAGGGCUUGAGCAUCUCCAUGUCGCCCACCAUCUUGGAGGGACCGGGUAUCAGCGUGCCCUCCCCCACUAGUGAGGCCCCAGGCACUUUGAUGCAGCCCGCUGCCUCUGAUGUAUUGGGCAUCAACCUGCCGCCCACUUUCGGCGAGGGCCUGAGCAUCUCUGUGCUGUUCUCGGCUUUGGAGGAUCCCGACAUCUCCAUGCCGUCCCCCUCCGCUGAGGGAAUGAGCACCUCCAUGCCGCCCCCCUCCGCUGGGAUCUACAGUGCCUGGGAGCCGCCCAUCAUCUUGGAGGAAUGUAGCAUCAAUGUGCCGCCCACCUCCGACAUGGGACUGUGCACCUCGGCGCCAUCAGCUGCCUGCGAGAGCCUAAGCGCCUCAGCCGAGAGCCUGAGCACGUCCCUGGCGUCCAUUUCUGCUGAGGGCUUCUGCAGCUCGCUGACGCCCUGCGCUGCGGAGGGAUCCGCCACUUGCGGGCUGCUUCCCUGCGGGGAGGGCCCGAGCAGCGCGGGGCUGCACAGCCUGGAGGAGGGGUCGAGCACCUCGCAGAUGCCCCUAGCUGCCGAGGGCGCUAGCGCUUCUGAGAUGCCCACUGAAGAUGAAAACCCCGAGGAAGAAGAAAGCCGCGGUGCGUCUGUGGGCAUGAACACCUCCAGUGCUGAGCAAAAGGCCAAUGAUCCAUCUGUACGCCCAAAGCGCGCAGACCGCUUCCUGGAUUUCCAGGUCCUGAGAGACAGUAAUAAUUCCAACUCAAUUACCAUUAUGGGCCUGGGCACCUCCCGUGUUACUAUUACGCUGAAGCCUCAGGAACCCAUGGAGCACAACGUAGCAGAAUUGUUGCAGUUUCUGCUGCUGAAGGAUCAGACCAAGUACCCUAUCAAGGAAUCUGAAAUGAGGGAAUUCAUUGACAAAGAAUAUCGCCACCAGUUCCCAGAGAUCCUCAGACGAGCAUCAGUCCACCUGGAGUACAUUUUUAGGUUUGAGCUGAAGGAGCUAGACCCUGAGGAGCACACCUACAUCCUGCUCAACAAACUGGGACCAGUGCCCUUUGAAGGGUUAGAAGACAUCCCAAAUGGGCCCAAGAUGGGCCUCUUGAUGAUGAUUCUGGGACACAUAUUUCUAAAUGGCAACCAAGCCAGAGAAGCUGAUAUUUGGGAGAUGCUCUGGAGAUUUGGAGUGCAGCGUGAAAGAAGGCUUUCCAUUUUCGGGAACGUGAAGAGACUCCUGUCUGUAGAGUUUGUGUGGCAGCGUUACUUGGACUACAGGCCGAUAACUGACUGUGUACCAGUCGAGUUUGAGUUUUACUGGGGCCCACGAUCCCGUUUAGAAACCACCAAGUUGAAAAUUCUGAAGUUCAUGGCUAAAGUCUAUAACAAAGAUCCUAUGGACUGGCCAACACAGUUCAAUGAAGCGAUGGACGAAGAAGCUGACAGAGGAGUUGUUCAUAACUGGCGAGUUGCUCGUCACUUCAGGAGGCCCCUUUUUGCAGAAGUUUCUCCAGAAGUUUCUCCUGAUUCAGAUGCUCCUGGCGGUUCCACAAAAUAUUCUCCCCAUUCUUGGCCUGAGUCACGAUUAGAGAGCAAGUCGAGGAAACUGGUCCAGUUAUUUCUGCUGAUGGAUUCGACUAAGCUGCCUAUUCCGAAGAAGGGAAUCCUGUAUUACAUCGGUCGAGAGUGUACCAAAGUGUUCCCUGACCUCCUGAAUCGUGCUGCUCGCACCCUAAACAACGUGUAUGGGACAGAGCUAGUGGUCCUUGAUCCCAGGAACCACUCCUACACCCUGUACAACCGAAGAGAAAUGGAAGAUACAGAAGAGAUUAUGGACAGUCCAAACAGGCCCGGCAGCAAUUUCUUAAUGCAGGUUCUGAGCUUCAUCUUUAUAAUGGGCAACCAUGCUAGGGAGUCUGCAGUCUGGGCCUUUCUGAGGGGCUUGGGAGUUCAAAAUGGGAGAAAGCAUGUGAUUACCUGUCGGUAUUUGAGUCAGCGCUACUUAGAUAGUUUGCGGGUUCCUGACAGCGAUCCGGUGCAGUAUGAUUUUGUGUGGGGCCCGAGAGCCCGCUUGGAAACCUCCAAGAUGAAAGCCCUGCGGUAUGUGGCCAGGAUCCACAGAAAGGAGCCACAGGACUGGCCGGAGCAGUACAGGGAGGCAUUGGAAGAUGAGGCCAAUAGAGCUGAGGCUGCGCAACGGCCAUUGGCUGUUCGCAACGUGCGAUAGAUUGUGUCAGCAAGGCCUUGUAUGUCCAGGCCUAGAGCCCUGGUUCUCAUGUAUUGGGAGUGAGGGGGUGGGUUGGAGGGGGGUACGUAUUGUAUUUGAUAUUGUGUUCCAGUUCCAUUUAUGUAUUUUGCAUAUUUAGUUCUUGUUUGGUAUCUUGAAAAGUUUCCAUUGUUUUAAUAAUACUGUCCAGUAAUGUAAAUGUGAUUGACUAUUUGCUGUCUCUGCUGUACUUUGUGCUGUAAGCAUUUUGAUAGUGUUAUAAAGUGUUUUAAGACUCUUUCCAUCUUGUUGCAUUGUCUGAAAGAAUAUAUAGCAUAGAUAUAGGCUUUUCCUUGAAAGCUUGGAAAUAAUCAUCAGUAAAGUGAUCUAGCUUCAGAUGUUAAACAAACAAAUAUGUAACAACUAACAAAGCACUAAGUUGUGACUGGCUUCCCUUUUGUCUGCUAUUGUGUGAAGAAUACUAACGUUUACCUGUAUUUGCUUUGCUGUACUAAUGUGUAUUGAAAAAUAAAAGUGUAAUA